CUCUACCAGAUGGAAAAACCAAACAUAUACAGCUAAUCUUUUUUGACAGCAGCUUACAGAAGAUAAAAAUGUUAUUUGUUAACAAUUUUUUUGUAAAUAUCUGUUAAAUGUGUAUAUGUAGAAUGUGAUCAGAAUGGGUGGUUGUAUUGGUAUAACUAGAAGCGGUAGUGGGCCCAUCGAGGAGUCUUCGGGGACAGUUUCACGGCCUAAUUCUGGCGGACUAAGGAAGAACCAAUCUUUGUGCCAUGAGACAAUCAGAUGGAAAUCCGACGUGCCUCUGACGGAAGGUCAGUUACGCAGCAAGAGAGACGAGUUUUGGGACACUGCGCCGGCUUUUGAAGGUCGAAAAGAGAUCUGGGAUGCGCUGCGGGCGGCGGCGGUGGCCGCCGAGGCGAUGGACUUUCAGCUCGCGCAAGCCAUACUCGACGGCGCGAGUGUGUCCGUCCCCAAUGGCUACCUCACAGAAUGCUAUGAUGAAUGGGGCACCAGGUAUCAGGUGCCAAUCUACUGCCUGUCGCCUCCCAUCAACAUGGUGAAGGAGGCGAGCGGGCGCGACUCGCCGGCGGAGUGGUCGGAGCCGGUGGACGGCGGCGCGGAGCUGUCGCUGCGGCUGCGGCUCUCCAGCACCUGCAAGGAUGUGGACCUCGCCGUCUACUCCAAGCACACUGUCGCGCAGUGCAAGAAUAAGUUACAUGCUCAAGAGAACAUCGAACCAUGGCGUCAGCGGUGGUUCUACGGCGGGAAACUCCUCGGAGACCGACUACUGGUGGAAGAGGCCAAGAUCACUCCUGGCUACGUGGUGCAAGUGAUCGUGAGUACGGACCCUCAGCCGCCCAGCUAGUCGACGCGCGACAUACGAGGGACGAGCGAGUCCGCGUGAUCUGUGUUUAUAUAACCGCGGCGGGCUGUCGAUUUGGAAAUACACCGUUUUUUUGAUGCUAUGAGUGUAGAUUUACCGUGCCCCAGAGACUAAAAAAAAUGUCUUGUCCUAAUUGCAGAUUUGAUUAUUUUGGUUUAGGUAAUUAUUAGUAGUACACUCUGGUGGAAAAGGACCUUCUGACCCCCCAAUAUGCCUGUGCAACUGAUGCUAAAUUUGUUGAAAUUAAAACUGCGGGAUAACUCAUUUCAAAUUGUAUUUGUAUCUAUUUUGUUACAAUAUUUUCAAGUGUAACGUAAUCGCGUGCGCAUUUUUUCCUCGUUCUAAAUCCGCAUGACAAUAAAAUGUUAGAUCAUUUGUAGGUUAUUAUUUCCUGGUGUCGACUUAUCUUGUGUAAUACACGUUUUUAUUGUAAUAAUCGUAGAUUGUGGUAUCUACAGGCUGGAAUUGAUAUAAUAUUCCAUAUUUUAUGUAUUUCUGGUGGAAUUCACAUCGACUGCUCGCUCGUCUCCUAGAUGGCGUUAAUUGUGCUUCGAGAUCUACCCUCAUUGUUAAUUCGCAAGCCUUUAUUAUCUACGGCUUGACGCUUACAGCGACGAAUGUCAUCGUAAAUGACCGUAAUUGUGAGUAUAAAAGUUUUAAAAACCGUUUUGAGAUGAUAUAUCAACAAAUUUAUUCCGCAAAGAACAGUGCGUUAAUAAAUUAUUGUUUCCCUGAUUAUUUGGUUUAUUAACACGCGGCAUGGCCAUUUAUGAAGGUAUAGUAAAUGAGCUAAUUUGUUAACUCGGUAGUCUGAAUGCAACCACAAUCACUUUCCGUUAUCUUCUUCGUCCUAUGGAAACAAUAUUUUGAAGUCCAGGUACUGCCUCAUUUCGAUGCUACACAUAAAAAAAUAUGUUCUCGAAUUGAGUCGGAGCGAACAAAUCAAACGAUUUAAUAAUUGAUUAACGAUUGCUGGCGGGAGCCGCCCGCCGCCAUUAUCGGUUAUUACCUAUUUCCGUUCUCUGUUCACUGCACUCCAUUGAUUUCAGCCCGCAAUUAUUGGUAAUAUGUUGCGAGUCGAGUGCUUUCAAGGUGACCUAAUACUGACUUUUACCAUAAUAGUUAUUCGUGUGUUGGAGAUCGAUAAAAACAAAAUACUCCAAGUUGUAAUCAAAAUUUAGGAUUAAACUAUUUGUUACACCGUUCACAAGGCAAUUUACGAAAAUCAACGUAUCAAGUACAUAAAAACUAAAAAUAUUGUGUAGGUACUGAGAAAAUAGCAAUACUGGCACCGAGUUAUAUGUCUUAUAUUAUGUUUUAUCACCAAAUAGCUGUUUUGGAUUUUUGUGAAAAUUGAAAGUUAGUUGAUCGCUCAUUACACAGAAUAGGCCAAUGUAUGCAUUUAUUAAAACGUAAUAUCAAACUGUAGGACCGAAUUAAAAAACCCAAAAAAAUCUACGUCCAUAGGCGACGGUGACUUACCAUCAGGUAAACCAUUGCCUCGUCUGCCUAUGAAGGUAUUAAAAAAAAAUCCUGUUGCAUUCAUAAACAUACAAUCAUGGUGAUAUUGUUAAAACUGACCAGACCGUCGUAUCUGGGUUCAUUUAUCAUCCUUUUGUUCGUGUAUCGGUCUCCGCGAUGACACACCGCUGACGCACGCAUCAUUCAUUCCGAUCACAAUUCCAGUCGGUCCGUGUGUCCGAAAAAGGAAUCCGUCGACAUGAACCUUGUCACGUCUGCUUAUUUUUGUCGCAGGCCCAUUUUGAAGGUGGCAAUGUACUCGAUGGUAUUGUGGGUGCUUAAAUAUCGGGAGUCAAGGAUUUUCCUUCGAUUCGUCGAAAAACUCGUACUUUGCGGAAUAUUCCGAUCUUAAUUCUUAGUAUAAGAAAGUUUUCGUUUUUUGAAAUAUGACAUCCAUUACAAAGAAAGCGUGCUCGGGUCGAUUAGGCAGUGUCUAAAAACUUGGCUUACAUAGUAACUAGUCAAGAAUCACAAAUAAAUUAACAAUAUCUCUAAAAUUACAUAACCUUCAUAUGUGGCUUGUAUUUUGCCGAAAUAUCUUAAUUUACAUUUAAUUAUUUUUUUAACGUCUUAUGGGUCUGGCAGUGUACAAUGCUUGUAAGCCCCAUGACGUACUGAGUUCAGUUCCCAAAACAGACAACCAAAAAUUUGGACUGAUAAGAUUCAAAAACACACGCGUGGGUUGCUCAGUAUUCGAAAGUAUGUUCUAUCCCUUUUUGUCUUUGAAUUUCAUAUAUGUUUAACCUCAAAAAAAUCUCCAAAAAUGUCUAAAUGUAUUUAUAUUUGUUGAAUAUUCAUAUAUAAAUUGUAAAUCGCAUAUUUACUAGAAGUAAUGUAGCAAAAUUACGUUUACCUCCAUUUGUAUUGCUUUUUAAAUAAAUCAUAUUUUAUUGACUAAUAAAUAAUUAGUUAAUAUUUUAUAAAGGUUAUAUAAACACAGACCAUCAGCUUGAAUCGUCAAGCAUAAUCCAAGAUUGAGUAAAAUUAUCUUAAAAUGUGUACGAUAGUGAAACGAAUCAAUAUAGUAGGCAUUGUAUAAUAAAUUUUACUAGGAAUCAAUCGGGGUGUUCACUGACCAACUGAUUGUGUUUGAAUUCAAUUAGGAACCAUAUGAAUGUGUUCUUUACUAAUAAAAUCGAUUAGAAGUUGUAUUGGAGGCUAGUUUCUGUUAAAACGAAAAAUGCCUUGUAUCUGAAAUAGUCAAACUAUGUUUGUUGGUGAGCGAACAUGUCGCUUUACACAGUGAUUAUGCGCCGCACCGUGCAGUUCGAGUGUUUCCGUACGUUUUGAAUGUGUUUACGGGUUUCGAUGUUGUUUAGGAUGUGACGUCACCUUUGAUGUGUUGCUGUUGUGAUUUUCACCAUCGGUUAAGGUGUCGUCCACAAAUUAUGCUUUUACUUUUCCGCACGUCAGUGUGGAUUUAAUGUCUCGAUAAUACCUCGCGUGGUAUGUGGACUGCACCUAAUCGUCACAAAUUAUGCUUUUACUGUAGUAAAAAAAUGUAAAAGUGAAAAAUGCUGACUGGACGGUAAUGUAGUUUAAUAAAUAAUCACUGAAAUUAUUACUCGUAAUAUAGAGAUUUUUUUAAAUUAUUUUAUUGUGGAAACACAGUUUUUCCUUUUUUUAACGAAUAUAUUCGGAAAUUUAUAAUUUAAAUAUAACCCCUUCAAUCCAUCCACCUACAUAAACCAAAUGUAAACAAGAAGCUAUUUUCACAAUUUCUUUUCUAUAACUGAAAAGAGCACGUUGUUUCUAGCUUUCUCCGUAAAUUACAAAACAAAAUAGGUAUAUUUUAAAUAAAGGACCAUUUAAUAGAGAAUCCUUAAAAAUCCUCGACUGUAUUUCCACAAUAAAACCCAAAUAAAUAUAACAAUAUAAUAUUGGAUUUGUGAACAUCACUAUUAUAGAUUUUUAUAUUUUUUAGUUUUAUAAAUAAUUCUCGGUUUAUUUAUUUAGAGUUGUCGAAACGUGUUAUAUACAUUUGAUUUCCGUAGUUUUUUAGUAUAUAAUAUAUAUUCGCUAGUAUUGUGAAAUAUAAAUGGCUGAUAAAAUAUAUAAAGAAAUAUUAAAUAUAUGGAUCCUUAAGGUUGUGUUGAUUUUGAAAGGUUAGCUCAUUUAUUAAUUGUAAAAUAUUAUACAAGUGACAUAGUAUGUGGAUGUUACCGAUACACAAAUAUAUGAAUAUAAGCUUUAAAUUAUUAUCGAUUCGAAAUCACGUGGUAUUUUUGUCAAUUUGAGUUGUAGAAAUUCGAGACAAUUUUUUUUUGCUUAUAGUCGCUAUAGGUUUCCACACUGUCCAGGGAAGUCGGGGCAGUUAUUGAACAGCGGUAGAAACCAGGGUAACGAAAGUCAAAAUAUUGUAUUUAUAAAUAAUUCGAUGACAAAACUGCCACGAGACAUCAUUUAAGCAAUUAUUGAAUGAAAUAAAUUCAUAUCAGCCAUUUGCGUAUGUACAUUUAUAAAGCGACUGCCAUUAUUGUGAUGUGAGAGUUCUCGUAAUAAUUAUUGUAAUAAUAUAUUAUCAUUUUCGAACGCUAGACCUAAUGUUUCGCAUAAUAAAACAAUGAAUGAGUUUUUUUUCCAAUAUGUAAAGUAUAUCUCGAGGUGUUAUAUGGAAGGAUUAAAUAUAUAAGAAUAUAAUAUAUUUUAUAGAAAAUUAUAUUGGCAGCAUUGGUGAUUAGAAUAUUAGUUAAAAUAUUUUAAUGAUGAAGUAUUCUCAAAAUACAUCAUAUAAUUGAUAAUUUUUGUUUCAUGCUUGGCAGAAUGCUGCAAAUUGUGUAAACCCACAAGAAUCGUACUCAAAGAACAUAAUAUUUGGUAUGAAGCCUAUUUCAGUUCAGUUUAUUUUCACAUGGUACCUCGAGAUAUUCGUGUUGUAUGUUUUCUAAAGUUUCACAAUGUAUCGUGUUUUCUAUGACAAUUUAUAUUUGUUUAUUUACACAAACAUUAGAUGUAUGUUUAGUUAUCUCGCGCUGCGAACCGCAUCAAUAAACUAUUGGGUAAUUUUAAUUUCAAAAUUGUUGUGGAAAAGCAGGUUUUUUUUUAUUUUUUCAGUAAAAAAAAUCCCAUUCACGAUAAAUUGUAUGGAAUGUGUGUGUUAAAACUCAAUACUCAAAGAUAUCCGAUACAAUAACGUAAUCGCUAGACGCCCAUAUGAAGUACUUAGGUUAUCGAUAAAUUAUCAAAUUUUAUGUAAAGUAUAAAGGAAAUUUGAAAUAUUGUAACUUUAUUGUUCUAAUCUAAGGUGAUGGCCUACAUUUUCCUUUAAUAUUUUUAUGUGCUUCUUGUUUUAUAAGUCGAUAGAUUCGAAUGUCUCGAUUAUUUUAAUCGAUUUCGCAAACAGUAAUGUGCAAUUUUUUUUACCGAAAAAGUUAUUUAUCUGUAUUUUUUUUAUUAUGUUAAUCGAUUUAUGCAUCCAGUCCUGUUUUCACAACAGCUUUUGAUAAGUUGUCAGGGCAGUUAGAGAAGUUCGUUCGACCCGAUCGGAAAAGAAUGUCUCUUUGUAUCUUUUUUAAACAUUUCUAUAUCUAUCGACAAAACAUUUAAAGUUUCAAUUCGUUUAAAUUUGUUUUCUCCUGUUUCUAUUUUCGUUGUGUUACCUGUUUUUUUUUUUUACAUUUAGUGUCGAUCGGCCAUUUUAUUAUAAACAAAUAAUUAGACGGUCUAGUUAAUAUUUCAAAAUAUUAUGUAAGAUUUAAAAAUACUAACUUUUAGGUAAAGAUAUUAGUGUUUAUAAAUUAUAGUUAAUUUUGGGAAGAGGCUUAUAACCGUAUACCUACUUACUUCACUCUGUAUAAUUUUAUUAUUAAUCCAGAAAGAAAUCUUUCUAUGCUCACUGAUCUAUAUCGAUAAAUUGAUUUUAUAUCAAUAAAAAAGGUAAAAGUAAUUAUUGUUAAUUUAUCGAUAUCGAUACAAAUCAGCAGACAUUUUACUCCGAAUAUCGAUUAGUUGCUUAUGUUAUAAUGUUUUUUUAUAAUAAAUUUUUUAGGUCUGUCACUUAAAAAUUAAAAUUUAAGUGUAUAAUUCGAUGUUAAUUUUGAGAUUAUUCAUACAUAUCCUACAGGAAUAAAUAAUUCUGUACAGUUUACUACAUAAUGGAAAAAGUGUAACUUUCUUGGCAAAUUAGUUCAAAUUGUGGUCGACUGUACAUGUUUCAGUCAAUAUAUUACGAUGGAAUUAUUUAUGGUGCUAAGAAUACACUGUACUGUUAUAUUACAGGCCUGUUUCAUGGAUUUUAAAUGUAUAAAAUACGUUCAGAUGUAUUUUAAACAAUAUCGAAAAAUGUAUACCACCCAAGUCUUAUAUUAUAAAAAAAAUAAUAAAACGUUUGUGAUUUAACGCUAAUAGAAAAACUACAUAAAUUUUGUAGCAGAUACUGCUCUCUAAUUUACCAAUUAUUAUCGAUAUAUAUCGAUUUAAAGUUUAGUGAUAUUUUUAUUUUAUAUUUUUUGUUUAUGAUUCACUAAGCAUCAGUUAAGGGUUAUUUACGAAACAUUUUUCGAGUGGAGAUAAUGAGACAUCUUCAAUACAUUUAUUUUCCAUGAAAGAGGUUGUAAUAUAGUGCCGACGCUUAUGGAUACUCUUUUACAAUAGAAUCGUUGUGACUAACAGAUACGGGUAAUGUCCAAAACUUUUAUUUUCACAAAAAGAAUUUAUAUUACAGCGCUUAAGGUGUAUUUCUCUCUACGACCUAUUUCGAUGUACGCAGUAUUACCUGGCACUAUGGAUGGCCAAAAUACUAAGCAAUAUUCUAUCGAGAAAAUCUAUUUGAGGGUAGCCCCCGGCAGUAUAUCGAGUUUUAAGUCAUCCAAAACGUCGACAAAUAUCGCUUAUAUUUUAACACGGCCUUAUUAGAAUGAAACUUAUAUAUACAGUUUGUAUCUUAAAAAACUUGAAUACUAUUCUGUUAUGAAAUGGAAUUAAUUUCGAGUUAUUAUCGAUGGUUUGAUUUAUUUAUAGCCAUCACUAGUGGAUUAUAGUUUUCUAUAAGCGGAUGUAUUUUUGUUAGAAUGUUCGGUCACGAUUCCGUUGUAUACAGGGCGAUUCGAAAUUAAUCUGAAUUGAAAAGGAAAGUGUGUGAUUAAAAUUAUUGGGAUGUGAGAAUGUUUGGGACCAGAUUAUUUUCAAAUAUCCUUGUACUGUUAAAUUGUUCGACAGAAAUGUAACACGAUGCCUGCAUACAUGUAUAAAUCACCGCGUGUAACCGAAGGCUAAUCGUACUGAAUAUUAUAUUAGACCCGAUUUCUUGAGGAUUACUUACUAGUAUUAACAUAUCCAAAAUAUAUUGAAGUUAUUUAUAGCGUCUUGGGGCCACUUGCACCAAUAAAAUGAAAUGAAGUACUCUAUCUAAUCAAUGUUCUAGGUGGCAUCACUGUUUAUCGAUUUGCGAGAGUUUUAUCAAAAAAAUAAUGUUCGUUUCGGUAUUCGGUAGUAUAUUAAAAAACUGUCAUGUUGUCGACUUUUGUUGAAGUGCAAAUCGACAUCUGGACCUUUUCAAAAUUUGAUUAAACGUAACGGGUGCAAGUGGCUUUACCAUUUGAUUUGGAACAUGUUGCGCCAUUAAUCCGUCGACAAGUCGGGUCGCCAGUACUGUCUCGACUGUACGAGACGUACGGUAAGCAUUGCAAUUGCCCCAGUGCAUGUGUCAUAGGCUGAUUUUAAUAAUUCACGACAAAUCGACACUUAACGCUUAAUAAUUUCUACGUUCCUAUGUAUAUCGAUACUGUAGAUAAGGCUUUCGUUCACUAGCGUUUGCAGUUUGACAACCAUAUUAUAUGUCACUUUUAUGUGUCAGUGUCACAUGUUUGCCACAUAAUAUAAAGGUGAAUGCUCACAAGUAGAACGCGGUGUCGAUUUAUCGUGAAUGCCAUACAGUUUUGUAAAUAUUAUGAACCAACAGUUUUUCAGUGUGUAAGCAAUAUUAGCAUUUUAAAAAUUUUCAAAUAAAAUCACUUUGUGAAUAACAUA
This is a messenger RNA of Manduca sexta (tobacco hornworm), 8347 nucleotides long. RefSeq names its product ubiquitin domain-containing protein 2. NCBI's taxonomy places the organism in Eukaryota, Metazoa, Arthropoda, Insecta, Lepidoptera, Sphingidae. Bases 134 to 841 code for a protein of 235 amino acids. Gene Ontology annotation, molecular function: protein binding. The transcript has 4 exons. The record is from RefSeq and is a predicted model, not a curated record.